AUGUCACUCCGCCAUAUAUUCCAUCGAGCCGUCCGAUCACAGCCCUCGUACAUUGCAACGAGGAGCUACGCCAACCAGACCCCCGGCAGUCCAGUCUUCGAUGUGUUCAACCGAAAAGUCAAGCAUCUUCAGAGAGAUCGCGCAGCUCGGAAUGUGGAGGAGAGCAGAAAAACAGACUACAUCAAAGAUGAGGAUAUUAAACGAGAUUUCCCCCAUGUCCUGGACCUAGGCGCCAACAGCUGCAACAUCGCUCGCGCCCUGACAACACCAAACCCGGACCCCAGCACCGAGACAUCGCCGCCUCUAGCGGACAAGAUCUCCAAACUCACCUGCAUCGACACGUCACACGCCCUCCUCUACCGGGACGCAGACGAACCCUUCAACAAGGGGAUCAAUCUCGAGCGGCAGGUCGUCCCAGACCUCGAGACCCUGCCCUACGAACCUAACACCUUCGACGCCGUCCUGUCCUCCCUUUCCAUCCACUGGAUCAACGACCUUCCCUCUCUGCUGGCACAGGUGAACAGCAUCCUCAAGCCAGACUCCCCCUUCAUCGCAGCCAUGUUCGGCGGCGACACGCUAUUUGAGCUCCGCACGUCGCUGCAGCUGGCGGACCUCGAGCGGCGGGGUGGCGUCAGCCCGCAUGUGUCCCCUCUGGCGGACGUCCGGGAUGUCGGCGGGCUGCUGAACAAGGCCGGAUUCAAGAUGUUGACGGUGGACGUCGAGGAUAUCGUGGUCGAGUUCCCGGACACGUUUGCGCUCAUGCAGGAUCUUCAGGCGAUGGGGGAGAAUAACGCCAUUUUGCAUCGGGAGUUGGGGCCUAUUUCGCGCGAUGUGCUCUUGGCCAACGAGGCGAUCUACCGCGAGCUGCAUAAGGAGGAAGGGUCGAGGGGUAUCCCCGCUACAUUCCGGCUGAUAUACAUGAUCGGGUGGAAGGAAGGGGAAGGCCAGGCGCAACCAUUGCAGCGAGGCAGCGGGCAGGUUAAUCUGAAAGACAUCCUUGGGGGCGGGUCCUUCGAUCGGCCAUAA
Messenger RNA from Aspergillus viridinutans, 1026 nucleotides. RefSeq lists its product as uncharacterized. The transcript has 2 exons. Gene Ontology annotation, cellular component: mitochondrion. Bases 1 to 1026 code for a protein of 341 amino acids. The record is from RefSeq and is a predicted model, not a curated record. Gene Ontology annotation, molecular function: S-adenosylmethionine-dependent methyltransferase activity. NCBI's taxonomy places the organism in Eukaryota, Fungi, Ascomycota, Eurotiomycetes, Eurotiales, Aspergillaceae. Gene Ontology annotation, biological process: mitochondrial respiratory chain complex I assembly.